This is a messenger RNA of Radiomyces spectabilis, 1598 nucleotides long. Its product is annotated as HSF-type DNA-binding-domain-containing protein. Gene Ontology annotation, biological process: regulation of DNA-templated transcription. Lineage: Eukaryota; Fungi; Mucoromycota; Mucoromycetes; Mucorales; Radiomycetaceae. The record is from RefSeq and is a predicted model, not a curated record. The transcript is spliced from 8 exons. Gene Ontology annotation, molecular function: DNA-binding transcription factor activity; sequence-specific DNA binding. The coding region runs from base 254 to 1522 and encodes 422 amino acids.
ACACUCACCAAGGCCCCAAAAAACCAAGAGGCGUUUAACGCUCUUCUCUUUGACCCCAUUGAUUGCUCCAGUCAUCAUUUAUUCUAUCGCCCGUUAUCCCACGAUACCAAUAAUUAACAACAGCAGUACAACCGAGAUUAUUGGCACGAGAGAACACACCAAUUUCCAAAGGGGCGGCGGCAACCACGUAGCGAGUGCCUUUGAGAAUACAGAUUCGAAAAAUGCCUUUGUUCACACUUCAUACAACAGCUAUAUGCAAAAUAAAUCCCCCAGCGAAACAUCCACUUCGUCGUCCAAACCGGGAUCGACGAAAACACAGGCCGCCUUUGUGAAUAAGCUAUACAAAAUGGUAGAAGAUCCAUCCAUACAGGAUCUGAUAUCAUGGUCAGAAGAUGGCGAUUUAUUCAGUGUGGCUAAUCCCACCGUGUUCUCCAGAGUGGUGCUACCUCAGUAUUUCAAGCACAACAACUGGCAAAGUUUCGUUCGACAAUUAAACAUGUACGGCUUUCACAAGGUCAAUGACAUGAUCCAUUCCAAUUUGACGACGGAAACACAAACAUGGGAGUUUAAACACCCGCAUUUCCGUCGUGGCGCAAUCGACGAUCUACAAAAUAUAAAACGUAAAAGUGGCAAACCCAGUUCACCAGCCAAUGCGCGUCCAUUGUCUUUUGGGAAUGGUGGUGCAGAAGAUGAUGCUUUGAACGCCAUGUACCAACAUAUCACCAUGAUCGAAGAAAAGCUGCGAACCGUAACGGAUGCAUACGAAGCAUUGCGGCAUGAAACGACCAGUCUUAUCAAUAUUUCUUCAAGGCAACAAAAAACAAUACAAGAGUUUAGCGAUAUGCUGGCUAUGGUAGAAAAGGAAAAGCAGGCAGCUUUACUUCAAAGAGAGCGGCAACGAUCGGAUCACGAUGCAUCGCUUGAAGAACGACCAUGUAAAUUGCAGGCAGCCGAAGUGAAGCCUGCCUCCAGUGGAUCGUCAAGCUUGUCAAAUCUGUUAACUGUUGAUAAACCUAGAGCUGUCAUUCCCUCUUAUCCAUCCAAUCCCUCCGAUACUCACCUUCCAUCUUUAUGGCAACGACAUCAUGAACCGUUGCCUUCCGCUUCAGAGGCAGCCGUGGAACGAAUAACGACCCCACCGCAUCCAUCACUUCAUCGUCUUGCACCUAUCACUGUACCUUCACUCAAUUCCCCCAGUGACACGUUAAAGGAUCGUGACAUGAUGGUUUUACAACCGCCGGCGGGUUACUCUCCCAUGGAAAGUUCACCGCUUGAGCACAACGGAGCGCCGUCGUCACAUGCCGCUGAAUUACCAUCUCUCUACAAACGCAGAAGAUCAUCUGCGGGAUUCAACCAUCCGUGGCGGGACAAUCAUACUACAAAUCACCAUGGUCAGAGAGAGAGCCAAGGCAAUAAUACCCCCAAUGUAAAACACCUGAGCUUUGGAAAGCAAUCGCAUCUGCUGAAUCCGACAAACGGUAAUCAAUGGCAAUUGCCUGUUUCAGAUAACAGAUUCCAUUAAUGGCUUUAUUUCUAUAUUUACCGACCAAAAAAAAAACAUCUUGAUUUUUUAUAGAAGUGAAAGGGUUUACUUCCGC